Habropoda laboriosa is the source of this 1426-nucleotide messenger RNA. It is a transcript of the gene SamDC, whose product is annotated as S-adenosylmethionine decarboxylase proenzyme. Gene Ontology annotation, molecular function: adenosylmethionine decarboxylase activity. Gene Ontology annotation, cellular component: cytosol. The transcript has 6 exons. Bases 252 to 1364 code for a protein of 370 amino acids. The record is from RefSeq and is a predicted model, not a curated record. Lineage: Eukaryota; Metazoa; Arthropoda; Insecta; Hymenoptera; Apidae. Gene Ontology annotation, biological process: spermine biosynthetic process; spermidine biosynthetic process.
CAAAAGGAUGCGUAUAAUUAUUAUUUUUUAAAUAAUAUUUGCACUAACGUAUGUUUUAUGUAUAUUUUAAAUACAAUCGGUUAAUUUGCGCAUGCGUGAAAAGUAGUUUGCGAUUGGCGGAACGGUGGAUACACGGAUCCAAGAUAGAGAUAGUAGUUAAAAAGGGACGUAAUACGAAGGAGUAGGAAAAAGAUAGAACCACUAUACUGCGUACGUGAAGGAGAGGGAGCAAGAUAGAAACCACCGCCAAUAUGAUUGCUCGAUCACUUGUUCUCAGUAGUAAAGCAAAGUUCGUGAGAGGAACGGUUUAUCGUACAUUUGGAGUGAAACACAAACGCAAGAAAUUUUUGUUUGUUUUCACAUAUAUCGUACUUGUGAAUAAAAUUUUGUGCCUCCAAAGAAUGGCAAAUUCCAAAGACGACAGCACCGAUAGUGUGCAAUUUUUUGAAGGCGUGGAGAAACUUCUUGAGAUUUGGUUCACAAGCAACAGUAGCAUAAACAGAAAGCAGGGCGAUCUCAGGCAAAUUCCUCAAUGGAAAUGGCAAUCUUUACUGAAAAUCGUUCGUUGUGAAAUUAUCAGUAUUUGUCAUACCGAGCAUGUGGAUGCUUAUGUCCUCAGUAUACAGGAUACAUCUCUACCUCUUGGUUUAUUGAUCUCUCUUGUUCAUGAUACAAAUGUAUUUUAUUCACGGAAAAAUUACAAGAAACCGGAAUUGCAAAUAUCUCCACAUCAAGCAUUUGAAGAAGAAGUUGCUUUGCUUGAUACAUUCUUUCCUGCUGGAGAAGCUUACUGUUUGGGCUCUGUAGAUUCUGAUUGUUGGUAUUUAUACACUUUGAAUAGAGAGAAAUCUGUGGAUGAACCUUCAGAACCAGAUCAAACUCUGGAAAUCCUUAUGACUCAUUUAGACCCAGAAGUAAUGGCUCUUUUUACCAGAGAUGUAUGUUCCUCUGCAGAUGAAGCAACUCAAAAGUCAGGAAUUGAUAAACUUAUUCCAAACAUGAUAAUAGAUGAUUUUUUGUUUGAACCUUGUGGCUAUUCAAUGAAUGGAAUAUCUAAAAAUGGAAAUUACAUGACUAUUCAUAUUACACCAGAGCCAGAGUUUUCGUAUGUUUCGUUUGAGAGUAACAUUCCAGAAACAUCAUAUGAGGAAAUAAUACGACGUGUACUGAACACUUUUAAACCGAAAAAAUUUGUUGUAACCAUUUUUGCUAACAAAGAAUCAAUAGCUGCUAGCUGUCCACGUGAUUUGGAGCAAACUGAUUAUUUGAAAUGUUCUGGCGACUGGCUACGUACAGAUGUUCAAUACUGUCGUUUUAAAAAUUAUGAUUUGACCUGUGCAUUUUACUCAAGAUUCCCAAGCUGAGGGUUCAUGGACGCUUCAUUCGGUCCUAACCAAAUAGGAACAAAUGAAGCGCUUACUAAUAC